Molecule: messenger RNA, 2716 nt
Organism: Benincasa hispida (wax gourd)
Lineage: Eukaryota; Viridiplantae; Streptophyta; Magnoliopsida; Cucurbitales; Cucurbitaceae
Product: basic helix loop helix DNA-binding superfamily protein
Biological process (GO): RNA modification
Molecular function (GO): RNA binding; protein binding
Source: RefSeq, a predicted model, not a curated record
GUCAUAAUGGACCGUUUGAAAGUCCAAGCAAGAGAGAAACUUUUGACCUAAAACUAAAAUGGUAUUUAAAAUUUCCCCUGUUUUGAUCCGUUGAAGUGGGAAGAGGGCGGGAGCUGAGAGAAAUGAAGAACAAGGAAGAUGGGUGCAUUUUGCUUCUUAUUGGCGCUCUUAGAAAGUGAAAAACUUGAGCUCUCGACUUCCCUAAUCUCCAUAAUGGUUCAGUUAAAUGUGGAAGAAUAGGCUGCAGCCUGCAGGGAGGGAUGUUCUCAUUUGUGAUUACCAACGCUCUUAAACAGUUAACAAGAAGCAUUAGCAACUUCGUAAGUUCUUCAAUCUCAAUGCCUCCUCAACCACCGUCUAUUCCUUCUUUCAAGCAAACUCUGCUUAAUCGAAUCAAGAACUGUUCCACCAUUAACGAACUGGAUGGUAUAUAUGCUUCCAUGAUCAAAACUAAUGCAACCCAAGAUUGUUUUUUGGUGAAUCAGUUUAUUAGCACGUCUUUGGCUUUUAACUCUGUCGAUUACCCAGUUAUAGCCUUUACCCAGAUGGAAAAUCCUAAUGUUUUUGUGUACAAUGCGAUGAUUAGGGGAUUUGUAUACUGUGGGUACCCAUUUGGAGCUUUACAAUGUUAUGUACAUAUGUUAGAAGAAGCGAAGGUUUUCCCAACUAGUUAUACAUUUUCGUCACUAGUUAAAGCUUGCACCUUUAUGUGUGCAGUUGAGUUGGGACGGAUGAUUCAUUGUCACAUUUGGAAGAGUGGGUUUGAAUCCCAUUUGUUUGUUCAAACUGCUUUGAUUGAUUUUUACUCGAAUUUGGAGAGACUUAGUGAGGCGAGAAAGGUGUUUGAUGAAAUGCGUGAAAGAGAUUCUUUUGCAUGGACUACUAUGGUUUCUGCUCUAGCUCGUGCUGGAGAUAUGGAUUCGGCUAGGAAGUUGUUUGAGGAGAUGCCUGAAAGCAAUACUGCAACUUGGAAUACCAUGAUUGAUGGCUAUGCAAGAUUGGGAAAUGUGGAGUCUGCAGAGUUUCUGUUCAAUCAGAUGCCAGUUAGGGAUAUUAUCUCCUGGACAACCAUGAUCACUUGUUAUUCUCAAAACAAGCAAUAUCAAGAAGCGCUGAUGAUUUAUAUUAAGAUGAGACUGAAUGGGAUAAUUCCUGAUGAGGUAACAUUGUCAACUGUUGUUUCAGCUUGCGCUCACGUUGGAGCUCUUGAACUAGGAAAAACGAUACAUCAUUAUGUAAUGUCUCAGGGGCUUAAUCUUGACGUUUAUAUUGGAUCUGCAUUAGUUGAUAUGUAUGCUAAGUGCGGGAGUUUAGAUCGGUCACUUUUGGUUUUCUUCAAAUUGAUGGAUAAAAAUUUAUAUUGCUGGAAUGCUGUAAUUGAAGGGCUUGCUGUUCAUGGUUAUGCGGAGAAGGCUCUGAGGAUGUUUGUUAUCAUGGAGAGGGAGAAGAUCGGGCCCAAUGGUGUUACCUUUAUUAGUAUAUUAAGUGCUUGCACACAUGCUGGGUUAGUUGAAGAAGGCAGAAGUAGAUUUUUGAGCAUGACUCGUGAUUAUGGCAUUCGUCCUGAAAUUGGACACUAUGGUUGCAUGGUUGAUAUGUUGAGUAAGGCAGGAUUUCUCGAUGAAGCGUUAGAAUUGAUUAAAAGUAUGGAAUUUGAGCCAAACUCUAUCAUUUGGGGAGCCUUGUUGAAUGGAUGCAAGCUUCAUGGGAACUCUGAGAUUGCUAAAGAUGCUGUUCAACAGUUGAUGAUUUUGGAACCCAUGAGUAGUGGGCAUUACAAUCUUUUGGUUAGCAUGUAUGCUGAAGAAAAGGACUGGAUGGAGGUUGCCCAUAUCCGAGCAAUGAUGAAAGAACAAGGAGUAGAAAAGAAAUAUCCCGGGUCAAGUUGGAUUGAAUUGGAUGGGAGAAUUCAUCAAUUUUCAGCUUCAGCUGAUUCUCACCCUGAUUCUGAUGAAAUAUACUUCUUACUGACAGAACUAGAUGGACAGCUGAAGCUAGCUGGUUACAUACUCGAGCCUCCAGUAUGCUGUAAUGCUUUGGUUUGUUGAGAGGAAAUUUGACCUACAUUAAUUGAGGGCAUGGUGAGAUCGUAUGUUAUUUGCCUAUCAAUCACUUCAGCUUCACUGAUUAAGGUAGAUUGAAGGGAGAAAUCUUGAGGUCAAGUGCUAAAUGACAAAGCUGGGCUACUAUAAGAGUUCACAAUUAUUCAAAUCAAGGCUCAAAUUAGCCUCAUUAAGAGCCAUGUUAUCAAAAGGAGGGACAGUGACUAAAUUUAUAACGAGAUAACAUGCCGCUAUCCUACCACCGAAGCAGACUUAGUGAAGUGAUUUGAUCGAACAACCCCAGCUAAUGGAUAUCCUGUAACAGGUCAGUCCUUUUUCCUUCUUUGUACACAACACAUUCGUAUAUUUCAACUACACACAUGAUCAUAGUGUCUGCAUUAUGCACUUCAGACUCUACACGUAUAAAGUCAUUCAGGACAAUAAAUUGCCAAUACCUUUGAAUCAUGUUAUAAGAUUUUCAAAACCUCCAACUCUUCCUCCAGAUAUCUAAGGUUGGAAUGUCGUGGGGAAAAGAAUACUCCUUAGUUUCUUCUUUUAGGUCCCGUUUGGUAACCAUUUUGUUUUUAGUUUUUGUUUUUGAAAAUUAAGUCUUUGGACAUUACUUCUACCUCCAAAUUUCUUCCUUUGUUAUCUACUUUUCACCAAUGGUUUAA